Molecule: messenger RNA, 713 nt
Organism: Exserohilum turcica Et28A
Lineage: Eukaryota; Fungi; Ascomycota; Dothideomycetes; Pleosporales; Pleosporaceae
Exons: 5
Coding region: 1-573 (190 amino acids)
Source: RefSeq, a predicted model, not a curated record
AUGGUCCCUAGCGAACCCCGCACUCUUGAAAAAUUCCGUCCCGCCAUCCAUGAGUUUCCCAGGGUCCUCUUGACAGCACAGAAGCUGCUGAGAGCCAGCCAGGUGCUGAACAUUCCCGUCAUUGCAACCACGCAGAACCGAGCGCGAUUGGGCGAGACGUGCUCGGAGCUGAAGCUGGACCACCCCGAUGGCGUCAAGACCGUCUGUCACCUGGACAAGACCUUGUUCUCUAUGAUGCAUGCCCUCGACUCGCUCAAUGCCCCCGGCCCUCUGUCCUGCAUCAUUGUCGGUAUCGAGAGCCAUGUCUGCAUAACACAGACCACGCUCGAUCUGCUCAGCAACGGCCACAAAGUAUACGUCAUGGCAGAUGGCGUCAGCAGCUGUAACAAGGAGGAAGUUCCCAUUGCCCUGGCCAGGUUGAGGCACGAAGGCGCCGUUGUAACCACGAGCGAGAGCUUCCUGUACGAGUUUGUCGGAGAUGCGAGCAAGCCUGAAUUCAAAGACCUCAUCAAGCUAGUCAAGGAAUCCUCGCAAAACACAAAGGAUACCAUGCAGGCCCUUUGCAAGAUGUAGGUCUGGUCAAUGCUCGGCCUUGAACUUGAAUGCAGUCUGCGCUCAGUAGAAAACGGUCGCGAGAUCCAAUUGCACAUGCAAGCAAAUAGAUGCCUGUAAUUUUACACGUACCAUCUCUUCACACAUUCAUUCUCUACUAG